This is a messenger RNA of Octopus bimaculoides (California two-spot octopus), 9519 nucleotides long. RefSeq names its product signal-induced proliferation-associated 1-like protein 2. NCBI's taxonomy places the organism in Eukaryota, Metazoa, Mollusca, Cephalopoda, Octopoda, Octopodidae. Gene Ontology annotation, biological process: regulation of small GTPase mediated signal transduction. Gene Ontology annotation, cellular component: cytoplasm. The record is from RefSeq and is a predicted model, not a curated record. Gene Ontology annotation, molecular function: GTPase activator activity; protein binding.
UACUUGUUCCGGGAUUAGUUUAAAUGGUAGUUGGUGGGAGAAACCAUGAGAACUUUAGUUGAGAAUUAGAAGUUAAUCAAACAACUGUUGGCCGUUCAUCAUCUUAAGAGAUAGAUGUAGGUCAGAAACAGAAAUAUGAAUCUUCCACUGAAGUGGACUGUUUUUUCCUUGCUGUUCGCACAUGAAGAACAAUAUACAAAUACUGUCUUCUUUAUAGCUAGUGUCUAACAGCGCCUAUUUUUUUUCCUUGUAUACUAAAAUUAUUUUUGUACAUACAUUAAUGACGUUAUUACUCUCAGUUAUUAAGGUAUUGACUGCUGUUACACAUUUUGACCACCUUUCAACAUAUCUAUGUAUGAAGAGGACAUUGUUUUGAAACCAUGAUUCCUGCAAAUAUAACUAGUCUUGUGGUUGUACUAAAAUUACUAAAUCCCCAAAGUUCUUCAUCAGUUUUAUUUAUUCCAUUAAUCUGGUAAUAGAAAAAAAAAAUAUUAGAUACAAUGCAAGAAAGUUCUGACUUUGAAAAUAUAUUCACUGCUGUAAUUACAAUUUUCUUGUUAAUUUAUAUUUAAAAGUUUUUCAUGAUACCUGGAAAUUAAAAAUUUCAUCAGUUGUAGUAAUAAUAUCGAUUAUAAUAGAAAUAUAUUCAUUUACUAGUAAAAAAAUAAAGUUUAUUACUUUCAUUUGAAAUGACUGAAGAAUAAUGGUAUGACAUGGCUUCAGAUGAACCAGUUUCAUCAAAACGAAGAGCAGGUAGGGGCUCUUCUUAUAUGAUACCUUUGGACACAUCUCCUCCCAGGACAAAGAAAUCUGCUGACUAUGGCCAGAAACCAUUUCUGAAUGAAAAGGUUUCUAAUAACAUAUGUGAUGAUGAGAGUGAUGCAUGUAGACAUCUUAAUGAACCAGAUGAUACGGGUGGAGAGAGAGACUAUUUUCAGACCCGAGAAAACUUUCAACGAACUAGUUUGAGGUAUCUUGAAAUGCAUCGGUCGAGUACAGAAAAGUUUCUAGCUCGACGCAGAGCAACUUGCCAAAUGAAUCAACCACCUACUGAGAAACCGAUUUCCAAUCAAACAGCUAAAGUGAAAAAUGAGGGCAAGGCUCAGCAGUUAAGUCGGGCUGGUCUGUAUCGGAGCAAUAGUAAUUUAGAGAUGGAUUGUGUAGAAUAUUCUGAUGAAGAUGUAUCUAAAACUGUUGUUUCUUCUCGUAGAGAAUAUGGAAGUACAUCUUCACUUGAUACUAUUCCAACAAACCAUGAAGGUUUCUUUGAUAUGGUAAGAGAUUAUAAACUUAGGAAUGCAGACCAAAGAAGUCCUGCUCCUCCAAAGUUUCAUGAAGUCUUACGAGGGAAGGCAAUGCCUGAAAAGCUGACUCCAAGCAGCCACAGUGUUAUAAAAUCAGAAUGUCUUUCUUCUGAAAAAGAUUCUGAAAGCACUCAAAGUCCAAAAUUGAAAACAAAAUUUAAGCACAAAGAUCGCAAAGUACGUGCAAAGUCGAUCACUGGAGAAGCUGGGUCAGGAAUAUUCCGAAAGUUAAGAGGUGCAAAAGCUGAUGGAUCAGAUAUGGGAAUGAAAACUUCUGAUGUAUCAGAUGGCUUUGAUAGUCGGAACGAGGAGAGAAUAAUGCGUAAAGCAUUUGUUCAUUUUGAUUGUCAAAGCAUUGGCAUUAAUGUCUAUGAUUUGAUAGAUAAGCGAAAUAACGCUACAGAGAGGAAAAAUACUACAACUGGGGCAUCUGCUGCAUCUGUUAAUCGUAACAGUUACACAGGAGACAAAGAUAACACUGAACUGUGUUCUGAACAGGACGAAGGAGACAACAAAAGCAAUAAUUUAGUGUUGAGUUGUCCAUUUUUUCGAAAUGAGUUGGGUGGUGAGGAAUGUCGUAACAUUAGCUUAUGUAAAGUCACAGCACAGAAACGAAACAAGCUACCUUCCAACAAAGAGAUAGAACAUGGUGUUAUUUAUCGGAAUUCUAUUUGUACAGGAAUCUCAGUCUUAGACUCCUCUUUGAACUCAUCUGGUCAGUCAUUGCCAUCAUUUGUAAAACACAAAGACUUCAUUAUUGAAUAUGUGGAUUAUGGUGCUUACUAUUACAGACACUUUUUUAAUGGAACUGAUCAUCAAAAUUAUUUUGGUAUUGAUGAAAAUCUUGGACCCACUGCUAUCAGUAUUAAAAGAGAAAAAACUGAUGGUCGCGAAAAUAAUAAUGGUAAAGCUGAUUACGGUCAGUUUCAGUUCCGUGUCAUCUUCAGAACAAGUGAGCUCGCAACACUGCGUGGUUCCAUCUUGGAAGAUGCUAUACCAUCAUCUAGUCGUUUAAGUAGUUCCAGAGGAGUUCCUUAUAAAGAUGUGUUGGAAUAUAUACUGCCAGAAGUUAAUCUUUCUUGUUUAAAACAAGCCAUUCCUGGUCAAAAGACUGCUGAACAACUGCUCAAGCUGGAUGAGCAAAGAAUUACAAAAUCAUAUAAAGUUGGCAUUAUGUACUGCAAAGCUGAUCAAUCCACUGAAGAAGAAAUGUAUAAUAAUGAGAAUCACGGACCAGUCUUUGAAGAAUUCUUAGAAUGCAUUGGCACCCGGGUACGAUUAAAAGGUUUUGAUAAAUAUCGUGGCCAACUUGACAAUAAAAUGGAUUCAACAGGAACUCAUUCUAUUUAUGCAACUUUCAAUGACUAUGAAAUUAUGUUUCAUGUCUCCACAUUGCUUCCAUUCACACCAAGUAAUAGACAACAGCUUCUCCGCAAGCGCCACAUAGGAAACGAUAUUGUCAGUAUUGUAUUUCAAGAACCAGGAGCUUUGCCAUUUACACCAAAGUCUGUCCGAUCUCAUUUCCAGCAUGUUUUUAUCAUUGUACAAGCUCAUAACCCAAAUACUCCUCAAGUUUCAUACAGUGUUGCUGUCAGUCGAUGUAAAGAUGUCCCACCAUUUGGCCCAUCAAUUCCCGAAAAACCAUUUGCAAAAGGACCAGAAUUUACAGACUUUUUGUUUGCCAAAGUGAUUAAUGGUGAAAAUGCUGCUCAUAAGUCUGAGAAAUUUAAAGCAAUGGCAGGUCGAACACAUCAGGAAUAUCUCAGAGAUUUAGCUCUGAAUUAUGUGACCACAACAGCUUUAGAUUCAAGUUCUAAACUUAGUAAAUUUGCUCUUGGAAGUGGCCGAAAAAAGGAACGUAGCAAGCAGAAAGUGGUUCCUGAUUUGUAUGCUAAAGGAGCAACUGUCUUCCCUGUUAAGGUUGAAGAUUUUGGUCUUGCCAAUAGAAUUGAUUGUAUUUUUGGAAUUGCUGCAGAAAAUAUUGUUCUUAUUGAAGAAGGUACCAAAGAUGUGAUAUUUAGUGUUCCUUGUACAAAAGUUCUUGGCUGGACAGCAUUUACUACUAGUCUAAAACUGUAUCACAGUCAAGGGGAAUGUGUUGAAAUUAUGCCAUCCAGUGGAGAAUCUGAUGAAGUUCUUGAAAUUGUCAGCUGUUUAGGUGCUGUAACGUUAGGUUGUCAAACACAAGAAAUGACACUGAAGCGAAAUGGUCUGGGACAACUUGGUUUUCAUAUACAAGCUGAAGGAAUUGUAACUGAUGUUGAACAUUAUGGUUUUGCUUGGGAUGCUGGAAUCAGGAAAGGAACGCGACUAGUUGAAAUUUGCAAAAUAGCUACAAUAACUAUGACCCAUGAGCAAAUAGUAGAUUUACUGCGUACAUCAUCAACAGUUAAAGUAGUAGCUAUACCACCUGAUGCGAAUGGCAAUCCAAGAUCUGAUGUGAAGUCUUCACCUAGUCAGAUUAGAACACCUGAAAAGUGUGAAGCUGGUCCUACAGAAAUAUCUGGAGAGAUGACAUCAUCUGUGAAAUUGACUGAAAAUAAGGAAAAUCGUUGGUCUAAAGACAGUUUAGAGCAUAACCAACACUUGAAGGAUGGAGUCCAUUCACGAAGCAGUUCCCAAGACAGUGGGGAUCGGUCGCUUUCAGGUAGCAAAGAAAAAUCAAAUGCCUCCAAUACUACAAACCAAAGAUCUCAUAUGCCGAUAAGCAAACUGGUACAACAUUUUGAAAGUAAUUGCAAAGAAGAUACAACUGUAAUUAGCAGCAGUGGUGGAAGCUAUUCUAGCCCAUCUGAGAAAGAUAAAUUAUCAAGUCACAGUCUUUCAGCCAGUUCCAACUCCCCAGUAUCGGUAAAGUCGGUGGCUGUCGGUAACAGCAACAGUAUGCAAGCUAUAGAAAAGCAACAUCCAUAUGUCAGCAGCACUAUCAGUGAUUAUGUGUCGCCAGGUACACCACAGUCAGGAAAUAUAUCGCUGGAACUAAUGAAGCAGAACCAAAAUACUAAAUAUUUAUUACGACAACAACGGAAGAACAGCGCUCCAGAGCGUAUAAUCAGCAGUGCCACCAAUUUUGGUCAGGGUAUUGAUGUUUGCUUCACAAAUAGUUCGUCUCAUGGCUAUAAAUCUUCAGAAAAUUUCAUGCAGCUGUCUUGCCAAGAAGAGAUGUUAUCUGGCAUUGGUAGUACUUCUCGAAAGAAAAUGGAGCAUCUAAUUAGUAAUAGCAAGGGCCGGCCAGAAGGUCUUUAUAAAAGGAGUCACUUUGACACUUCACCUGCUAGUAGCAGUUGUAGUAGCAGUCCAAGGUCAUCUAGCAAAAAUUUAUCAGGAAGAUCUUCAGAAGAAUCUUUGAGCUCCAAGAACCGUGUAGGUAAUGUUGGAAUUCCUGCUGUUCCCCACACCAGUUCCUCAAUGCAUGCUGCUAUUUCUAAUAGUGCAGUGACCAGGACUCCUCACCAUUCUAACACAAAGCAUGCAGUAAAUACCAGUAAUUUACAAGAAGAUUUAUUACGACUCUUCAAUAAUAUUAGCACCACCAAUCCACCUGAAGAUUUAGAUAAGUCUCCUGAAGGACUUUAUGUGCAAGCAGUGAGCACUCCUUUACAGCGAGCCACUUCUGAAGAAAGUCUUAACAGUAACAAAAGUUCCGCAGUCCUGAAUAUAAAUGUGGAAGAUCAUGCUGCUACUGACCUUCGGUUUGGCAAAAAUGCACCUGUCAGGAAACAAGUUGCAAUGAUCAAAUCAGAAAAAGAUCCUAGGGAUAGACUCUCUCCAAGUGUGCGAAGUGAUAAACCCUUAGUAUCUCCUCCAACCAGGCGAAAAUAUUCAACCCCAUCACCUAACUCCCGAAUUCCGUUAGUGGGGUCCACUGCUUCAUUAGAAUGGUCAAACCUUGUAAAUGUUGCAACAAAGGCAAUAGAAAGUACACAAAUGAAGAAUCAAAAACAGUCAAGUGAACAAGUAUUACAAGCAAAAGAGAAAAAUGAGCUCUUAACUCUUCAGAAUAAAGACAAAAGUAUGUCAAGAACAGUUGUAUCAAAUCCACAACAAAUAAUCAAAGAACUGGAACAAAAAGUACAGCAAACCUGUAAUGAUUUAGAUAAGGAAAAACAAAAGAAUUCUCAGUAUGAAUCUGAAAUAACCAAGUUACGAGCUGAAAAUCAACGACUCCAAGAUGAAUCUCAAACAGCUGCUACAGAGUUAAGAAGAUUUACAGAAUGGUUCUUCAACAUUGUUGAUAAGAAUUGCUUGCAACAAUCACCGACAGGACUUUCACAAUUUAUGCAAGCUGGUUUCUCAGAAAAGAAUAUAGAUCGACCAUUAUAAAGCUUUACAUAUGUUUAUUUAUCUCACAAUAAAACUAAUGAAAGUAUAUAUUUGUGUAUAUGUGUAUAUAAUAUAAAUGUAUGUGUAAAUGUGUAUGUCAGUGUGUGUGUACACACACACACACACAUGUAUAUAUAUGACUUGUGUAUGUAUAUUCAUCACAGUAUGCUUCUGUGUAUGUGUGCAUGUGUAAAUAUAUAUAUAUAUAUAUAUAUUUACACAUGCACACACAUCACAGUAUGUUUUUGUGUGUGUAUUACUGUAUAGUAUAUUUUCAUUUUUCUACCCUAUCUCUUUUUAAUUGGGGUUAACUUUUAGGGACAGUCAGACAGACACAGGGUGUGUGUGUGUUUGAAUGGAUGAUGGGUAUUUGUUUUGUUGGCAGUAAUAUAGGAGUUACAGAUAGAUGGUGUUGAAGUUAGAUAAUGCAUGCCAACCAGUGUGCUGAAUCACCACCUGCCAUUGAAGCCCUACAGUUGAGCAGGGAUUUCAGCUCUACUAUGCAAUGCUACCCAAUUGAAUGUUGAUACCGAUUGGUGGUUAAUUAAAGUGGUACUGGUACUCAAUUUGCGUACUAGUUUUUUGUUUUAUCAAACCUGGAAGGAUGAACAGCAAAAUUAACAAUGAUAGGAUUUAAACUCAAAAUGUAGAGGACUAAAUAAAUUUUGCAAUAAUACUCUAAUGCUGUAACAAUACUGCUGGUUUACUGCUCUACUGUGUGCGAGCAUGUGUGAAUGAGUGAUGAGAGAGAAAGAAAGGCUUUUAUAUUUGCUUAUAUAUAAACUCUGUAUAUGUGUAUAUCUCCCUCUGUGUGUGUGUUUAUAUCAACAUAUAUAAUGAAUAUAUACGUAGAUAUUUUCACAUCCUCCUUUUUUCUGGGUUAAGAUGUCUGUUGGGGGGGGAAAAAAAGUGAAGACAGCAGAAUUUUAUAUGUCCUCUAUGUUUGAGUGACUGGCUGCAACUGAUGGUGAGUGAAGAACUGUGCAAAAUUGCAUGUGUAGACAGGAAGUAGUAGGAAAGAGAAAUUAAGUAUGGGAGAUAAAAAGAGGAAGAGAGGCAAGUAAGGGGAAAGGAAAAUUGAAGUGAGAGGGGAGUUGAAGAAUGAGAAUGGGAUUGUUGAACUGACAGGAAGUGUAGGAGUAGAUGGAACAAUGCCCAUAUAAAUCUAUCUGUCAUGGUUCUGAGUUUGAAUACAAAAUUCUAUUUUCUUGAGUGUGCAAAUCCCUGAUGUGCAGAAAUUCCACACACUGAUAAGUGGGGUAAUUGAAUGGCCUGCUGAGUCGGAGUAGGAACCAGUUCGUCUGGCUUACAUGGAGAGUGCUUCAGAUGUACUCACAAAAGUGAUCAGCAAGGUGAUAGCUUGUUUUCCCCACUGUAAAUUGUGCAGCAAAGUUUGCGCAUAAUGCAAUAUUCAUAUAGUUAUGUGCAAACUUUGCAGCAGUCAGAAGAUGCACAAGUUCUGAGUAAUGUGUUUGACCCAAUGAUGGUUGUAAUGUUGUUAGUGUAGGGACAGGUGUUUCCUCAUGGUGAGCACAUUUAUAUGUGCUUGGUUGUGUAUUACUGGGAAUUUGCUGAAGUUCCUAUCCUUUUUGAAAGGUUAGGAGAGAUGGUGCAAGCCAGAUGGGAGUGGUUCUGGGAUCAGAGAAUAAAAUCUGAAAGUUGAGAAUGAGUUUGUGUUUCAAUGGAGAUUGAGAGAGUAGAAUCCAGUCUUGAGGUGUGCAUAAAGAGGGAAGAAGGGCAGGGACAUAGUUGAUUCCCCAGGAGCUGGCAUAAUGCAAGGUCCACAAGUGACCAAAGUUACCCAUGAUUCACAUUGGGGUUUGAUAUCCAAAUCAAUUGAGAGUAUGGUUUAACAGAUUUAGUGUGCUUGGGAUGAGAAGUGUUGUGGAGAUGGAAGUGAGAUUCUGUAGGUCUGCAGUGGGCAGGUGGAUAUUGUUGAUAGUGAUUGAGAUAUUGAGAAAACUGAGGUGUUGGAUACAGUGGAGGUAAAUUCCAAGCCAGGCUAACCUGUCUCCACCCACUCUAACAAAACAAGAUUCUAUUUUCCAUUUAUAGUCUGCACCAUUUCUGUACAUCAUAGAUUUGUGCACUCAAGGAAACGGAAAGAGUAGCAUUUUAUAUUGUAACUUGGAACCAUGGCAAUGCUGGAUUUAAAUAAAGGUUUUAAGUUCUACUCUUACAUUCCCACUUAAUUCAGUAGUACCAUUUUUAUUCUUUGGCUUCCCCCUCAUAUACAUUUCCCCUCCACUUCACUCUCAUCACUUACUCUUUUACUUGUUUCAGUCUUUUGACUGUGGCCAUGCUGGAGCACCACCUUCUUAUCCUUUUACAUUUCUCUUUCCUUUAACUUCUCUUGUCUGCUACUUCCUACCAAUGUAUGCAAGAGCAAGACCAAGUUGUCUUGCAGCCAGUUCCUCAAACAUAGAGGGUGUAAACUUUUGCUGAAUCUUUUAUUUCCCUCAUGUAUUCUUGACCUUGAAGAAAGAUUCUGUCCAAAACAUUGGUUACUACACUCUCCAGACAGUUUCACUGUGUUCUUUGUUGCUUUUGCCAAAUAAUUCUAAAUAUAUAUGAAGGCAUAUGUGUGUGUGUGUGUGUAUGCAUGUGUGUUUAUAUAUAUAUAUAAUGUAAUAUAUGUGGUAAGGUUUCAACAAGUAAAAUAGCACUUAGCUAAGAUAGUAAAGAUAUAAUAAAAACCACAAGUCUUGUGAAAUAUAACAGCCCAAGGGUUUCCUGAUCAAGACAGUAAUUUAGUUUACCAUUUAUCAAGCUGGUAAAAGCAAAACAGUUUAUUUACUUAUCCAUCUUGUUGAAAUGGUGAGACAAAUAUUUCAGCCACCCAUAAAACCUCACGUAGCUGUAUUUCACAAGGCUUUUUGUGUUUUUUCUGUUAUAUAUAAUAGUUUAAAUGGGGUAAAAAGAUGUCAAAUGAUUGUUUCCAUGAACAAAUGUCUAUUCCAUACCAAAUAUGUUUAUGGAAUAUUGUUUACAGAAACAAUUUCAACAUUGAUCUGAGUUCUCUUAAAUUUAUUAUAUAGUUAUUAUUAUUAUCGCCUCUGUGAAGCUUAUGUUAUGCCUUCCAGGUCAUAAUUUGGAUUUGUUAUACAUCUAAUUAAUUGAUGUAUAACAUGUUCUUUUGGUUAUUGGAAUACUAUUCUAGCCAGGCUUCUUCAUGAAGUACUGAUGAAGUGAUCGAGAGAAUUAUACUUACCUCUCAAUUAUUUUAUAUAUAUAUAUAUAAAUAUAUAUAUAUAUAUAAUAUGCAUACACACAUACUUGCACAUACACAUUGAAUGGUACUGUCCAGGUGUCGAAACCAUAAUGAUAUCUGUUGGGUAGCUGAUGAUGGAGAUAUGUUGGAUUGUUGGUUUGGCUGUUUUUGUAUAUGUGGAAUAGUGUUGUAACACAUUUAUUUAUAUAUAUAUAUAUAUAUAUAUAUAUAAAUAUAUAUAUAUAUAUAAAUAAUAGUUUGUAAAAAGAACUUUAUCAAAGUUUACCAUUCCCAAACAGGCCAAUCACUAAUUCAUGCUGACCAGAGUGACAAGGGAGUGUCAGUCUUCGUACUACUCAACAACUAUCUAAAGAGGCUUCAUUAGUAAACUGCUGGUGUUUGGCAUCAUCAUUGUAGAUAUUAGCCAAUAUACAUCAGUGGAAACUUUGCAUAGCAUGCAUACAUGUAAUGCAGUGGUUUUCUGUUGAUUAUCUACCAAAUUCUGUGUGUUUGUUUAUACAUAUGUGCAUACAUGUAGUUGUAUUUACAAACCUAUCUUGGGUAUAUUCAUGUUUUAAGGAGAUGUGCAUGCAUGCGCACACAUACAAUCAUGUAUAUGUACAUAUAUAUUAUAUGUAUCUACAUGCAUAUGUUUAUAUCAACAUAUAUAUACAUGGAUCA